Phasianus colchicus (ring-necked pheasant) is the source of this 3358-nucleotide messenger RNA. The record is from RefSeq and is a predicted model, not a curated record. Lineage: Eukaryota; Metazoa; Chordata; Aves; Galliformes; Phasianidae.
GGUGAUUCCCUGCAUCAGCAUGGAACUGGAACCCCAGAGCUGAUUGUGUCACAAAAACAUGCUGUGUUUGAGGGCCUGCAGGGUUGCCCUGCAUGCUGUCUGGUCUCCAGCCCAGGACACGUCAUUCUCUGUGAGGUGACACUGCGGUGUGAUGUCACAGUGGCUACCUCAUACACCCUUGUGGCAGCGGUGGGAGCGGUGGCUCAGUCCCUUGUGGGACCCGCAGGAAGAGGAGCCAGAGAGAGCGUUGUGUCUGUCUGGACAUAUCCUGCUGCGAUGGAGCGGCUGAGAGCCCUUCGAGGUCUCUUUGCCUGUGUGGGCUGCAUGCCCAGGCGAACACGUCGCAGGGAGAGAAGCAGGGUGUCAAGCCCUGUCCCUGCCUGCGCCGUGACUUUACUGCUGCAGCGCCUGCAAGAUCAGGAGGGUGACCGAGUGCAGGCGUACUGUGAGCUGGAGAGCGCCCUGAGGGAAGCCGACAGCCGCCCGCCCUGCGGAGUGGUGAACCGGCUGCUGGCAGAGGUGUCCCAGGACCUGACAGCAGCCCAGGGCGUGACAGCCAAUGUGAGGACAGCUGCCAGCAAUGUCCUGGUGGCUCUGGCUCAGACGCACUUCACCUUGGUGAUGGCUGAGCUCCAGAGCCUCCUGAAGGCCACAGGGGAGAUGUCCAAGGAGUUUGUGCUCGUCACCCUGAGCAAACUCUUCAGCACAUAUGCUCCACAGUGCAUCCCCUUCACGUGGCUGACGCUGGCCGGCCUGCGCAGUGUGGUGGGCCAGGUGAAGAGUGGCCGGAUCCUGCGCAUCGCUUGUGCUGUUGUGAAACAGUGGCUGGAUGGAGUCAAGAUGACCUUGUCCUCUGGAACCCAGUGCCCCUGGCCUGCCAUGGAGAAAGAGCAAAUCUAUGAGAACAUUCACGAGCUGCUCUUCUCUGUGGUGCAGAACUGGCAGGACUGCCAGGAGGAGGAGGACAAACAGGCAGUCGUUGGGGCUGUGGCUGCCAUGAUGGCUGUCCUCCUGCAAGAGGAGCUGCACCGAGAGCAAGUCUGGGAGCAGCUCCUCUGGCUCAUUCACCCGUGUCAGGAGAUCCAAGACACCUGCAGGGUGGCCAAGAGCCUCACUAUCUUCCUGGAGGCCUUAGAGGGCAUUGAGUGUGUCAUCCCAAAGGACAGGUUUCUGGACAUCACCGGUGCCUUGUUCUACCAGCUCUAUGACAACACCAAACAGCACAGCGAGGCUGAUCAUGCAGAGCUGACUCACUGCAUCAUGCUGCAGGCCCGGAUCUGCCCCGAGGAAACGAUCCUGUUUCUGCAGUCACAGCUGGAAGAUGACUGGGAGGCUGGAUGCGUGGCAGCCCUGGAUCUGCUUGGUGCUCUGGCUCGCUCUGAUGAGCCCGUGAUGACGGAGAAGCUGCCCCAGGUUGUUGAGGCUGUGCAGCGUUUGUGCAGCGACUCCAGGAUCCGGGUGAGGAGGGCCAUUCUGCAUUUCAUUAAUGAUCUGCUGAAUGCUAACGCCCGGAGCUGCUCAGCUUGGGAUGUGGUGGGGCACAUUUUCAGUGAGUUCAGCCGCACUGCAGGAAGAAGGGCAGCCGGAGACCUUUCUACCCGGGAAGCCCAGGAAGAAGGAGCCCUGCAGGAGCUAUGCAUGGACAUCCUGGGGACACUGGACGUCUCUGUGAGAGGGAUGUCCAAACUCCUGUGGCCGCGGCUGCUACUGUUUGUGGUGCCAGCUCAGUACACUGGCAUGCUGAUCCCGGUCUCCCGCUGUGUCCAAGCCCUGUCUAAGAGAGAGGACCUGACAGGACGGCGGAUAGAAGAUCUGGAUCCUCAUUUUGUCAGCUCCAUGUUUCAAGGCCCACUGCUGACUCCUCAGACACUGCUGGCGCGCCUGCUGGUGGUGGCAGGGAGUCCUGUUGCAGGCAGCGAACUCCAAGCCGCUGCCUUACUGCUGAUGAAAAACCUCCACAGCAGGUUCCACAGAGCUGUGGGGGCCAUGUGGGCUACUGAGAUCCCCCUGCUGCUGCAGUGCCUUGAAGGGAAAGAGGAGAGCUUCCCGGACACUGCAGACGCUCUCAUGCUCGCCCACGGCAGUUUGGCACUGUGUGCCACGAAGGAACAGCUGCUUGCCCACCUAGAGGGAGACAUCGUGGGCAACAUCCUGAUGCUGUACAGCUGCAGCUGCCGGGACUUGCAGAACAACCUUGCGCUGGUGCAGAGCAUCACCAACUUCAGCUCUGCCUUCCAGGCUGUGGGUGACUCCUGUUUUAACCCCUCCUUGAAGAGCAAGCUGCUGGAGAUCUUGAUGGACUUGCUGAAGAAGUAUUACUCGGGCAUCCCUGUCUCCCCGGUGCCCUUCAAGGUGGUUCUGGCCCUGGAGCAGUUGAGCAAGCUGAAGCCCUCAUUCGAAAGCAAGGACAUGCGUGAGAUGUUGGUCCUGUGCUGCAAAAACGUUGUGACACACCCUUCAGCAGAGGUGAUGGUAAAGAUCAGGAAGUCACAGCAAGCAGCGCAGUACCUGCAGCUUCAGCAAAGAUCACUGAAAGCUCUGGGCCGGCUCAUGGCGGUUCUGCUUGAGACAGAGCCCACCGGCGGCUUCUUCCAAAACAUAGUCCAUGUCCUGCAGAGAUCUAUGAUAUCAAAGAACGUGUGGGAGCGCAAGAGGGCCCUGCAGACCUGCUCCCAGCUGCUGGCUGUUUGUGAAGAACUUCAAAGAAGAGAUGUCUGUGAGCACUUUGGCUCCUUGGUGGGAUUGCUGGCGCCUCUGACUUGUGACCUCAUGCCCACAUCCCGCCAGCUGGCCGUCACCUGUCUAAGCUCCCUUCUCCAAAUCCAAGCCAAAGCGACCAACAGAGUAAUCGAGACGGGUGACAUCAGGAGCCUGUGUGAGAGGCUGCAUGCCUGCAGUGUCGUCUCUCAGCUCCAGACCACGUCCAAAAUGGCAAGAAUCGUGUGCAGAAACCUCCCCCUCGAACGCACUGUUGACUUCAUGACGGCUAUUAAGGAGACCUUCCGGAAAGCCAAAGGAGUGCGUGUGCGUGCUGCUGGGAAGUGGAUGACCACCUUUCUGCAGAUGCAUGGGAAGGACAUCUGUUGCAACGUGCCACCGAUUCUCUACAUCCUGCGCAGCUGCACAUCGUCUGCGCAGCAGAGCACGUUUGUGCCCUUCCUGUGCCAGGCAGUGGUCAUCCUGACCCGCAGUCACAAGGAGUUCAUGAUUGACAACUUCUCUCGGCUGCUUGGGCCCACAGACAGUGAGACGUGGAGGAGAAUAAGAGAGUUUUGCCUUCAACGGUGGAGCCAGUAGAAGAAAAAGGAAGGAAAAGGAAAAGGAAAAGGAAAAGGAAAAGGAAAAGGAAAAGGAAAAG